Molecule: messenger RNA, 2073 nt
Organism: Kickxella alabastrina
Lineage: Eukaryota; Fungi; Kickxellomycota; Kickxellomycetes; Kickxellales; Kickxellaceae
Product: WD40-repeat-containing domain protein
Exons: 1
Coding region: 237-1949 (570 amino acids)
Cellular component (GO): small-subunit processome
Molecular function (GO): snoRNA binding; protein binding
Source: RefSeq, a predicted model, not a curated record
GAAAAAUAACAAAAUGCCAGCCAUUUUUUUUACACACUUUGCAAAAAAAAAUAUAUAUAUAAAUAUAAAUAACUACUGUUUCUAUUGACAAACGAAUAACUUGACUUUUCUUUUAUUCUCCUCUAUUUUACCAAUUUGCACUUCUUUUUUUUUUUUUAUAAUUCAUUAUUAAUCGCAUUCUUCCUAACGUUGGUCAAAUAAUAAAAGGAUAUUCAAAAAAAGGGAGACUAGUUAGAAUGGCCAAAGACCGCUUUCUCGCCAAGGGCGUAGCCACAAAACGCCAACGCAACGGAAAACCAGUAGCACCGCGCAAGCAGCAGGGAGGAUCAGAGCAGCAGGGUCGGCGUCCCGGAAACAAGGCCCAGAAUGGUCGUAAGGACAACCAAGCAGAUGAGACCGACGACGAGGUCGGCGACAUCGACGAUCUCGAGCACCGGUUUGGCGCCGACGAAGACGAGAUGUCAUCUGAAGAAGAGGACGAGUUCCUCGAGACCGCAGCCGAGAAGCGCCUGCGUCUGGCAAAAAGCUACAUCAGCAAGAUCAAAGAGUCGACAGAGGCAACGGGAGACGACUACGACGCUGCGGAGAUCGACCGGGAUCUGGUCGCCGAGCGUCUUAUGACGGAUGCCCGCGAGAGAACCGGAAAGUGGAGCCGGCGGAUCGCCGAUCAGUUUGCCUACGACAUUGAUGAGUCGCAUUUGCGAGUAUUGAAGAACGGCCAUCGGCUGCCUGUGACAUGCGUUGCCGUGACGCCUAAUGGCCAGUUCGUGUACAGCGGAUCGAAGGACGGGUCUCUGAUCAAGUGGCAGCGGGAGACCGGAAAGCUGCUCAAGAUGUUCAACGGCCAAAAGAAGAAAAACCCCGCACCUAACCACAACCUCGGCCACUGCGACCAUAUUUUAUCGAUUGCCGUCAGCGGCGACAACAAGUACGUGGCGACGGGCGGCCGUGAUCGGCGUAUUCACAUUUGGUCGGUUGACGAGGACAAGCACUUGACGGUGUUCCACCAGCACAAGGAUGCGGUCACCGGCUUGGUGUUCCGCCGCGGCUCCAACCAGCUAUACUCUUGCUCGGCCGACCGCAUGGUCAAGCUGUGGAACAUUGAUGAGCUGGCCUACAUGGACACUCUGUUCGGUCACCAGGACAGCAUUGUAUCCAUUGACUCAUUGCAGCGCGAGAACGCCGUCACCACAGGUGGCCGCGACAAGACAGUCAGAAUGUGGAAGAUUGGCGACGAGACACAGCUUGUUUUCCGCGGUGGUGUCACAACAGACCAGCACCGCAUAACAAAGGCUCUGACCGACGACAGACACUCCGCUAAGCUCACUGCCGCUGAGUUGAUGCUUGCCAGUGGGUCGCCGUCGGCCAAGAAAAUGAUCGAAGCGCAUAGGGAUAUUCUUCGGCAGCUGGCCAGCAACGACACGCAGCUGUGCGAGUCGACUAUCGACACUGUGGCGAUGAUCGACGAGGAGACAUACGUGACUGGGGGAGACUCCGGCGCCCUGUCCCUGUGGAGCAUCCAUAAGAAGAAGCCUGUGUUCAUCCACCAUGUCGCCCACGGUAUUCACCCGAGGCUCGAGACUGAGGAGGAGCAGGGUGCAUUUAUUGUUCGCCCGCGCUGGAUCACCGCUCUGGCGGCUGUACCCCUGACGGACCUGUUCUUCUCUGCUUCGUCCGACGGAUUCAUUCGGAUGUGGCGCAUGCGUUCUGGAAAGACCCCCGGGUUUGAUUUGGUCAACGUUGUGCCGGUGGCCGGGUUUGUUAACGGCCUCUCGGUGCGCGAGCUGUCCCCUGCCGGUGACAUUUUGGCGACGAAGAAGGAUCUGAUUCUGGCGGCUGCCGUUGGCCAGGAGCCGAGACUGGGUCGCUGGGCCAAGGAAAAGGCGCGGAAUGUCGUCAAGAUAUUCCAACUACCUGCUACCUUAAAGGCUGCUCCCGCCAAUAUCUAAACACACACACACCCACCCCCAAAAAAAAAUUUAGUAUUAACGUGCGCAGGCAUUUCUACGACAAACAGGAGGUGCUUGGUCAAUUCUUUCUCUUUCUUUCAAUUAAAUACAUACACUUAUAUUU